CCUGAUCGCCCAGUUCACUCUUCUCUUAUCUUCAUAACAAAUCCCGCAUUUCUUCAAACUGUUUAUUUCUAGUUUCUUGAGCUUAUAGUAGAAUUAAGAAAAUUUUGGGUCUUUUGAUUAGGUGAUCUAAAAUGGUGGAUUUAAGUGAUAAGAGUAUAAGAUCUGAAGAAAUGAGUAGUGAAAUUUCUUCACCAGAAAGGAGUGAUGUUAAGACUUGUGCUGAUUGUGGUACAACUAAAACUCCUCUUUGGAGAGGUGGACCUGCUGGUCCCAAGUCACUAUGUAAUGCCUGUGGGAUUAAAAGCAGGAAAAAGAUAAGAGCGCUUCUGGGGUUGAACAAAGAAGACAAGAAACCAAAGAAAUCAAUGGCAUUUGGAAACAAAAGCAUUGGACUACAGCACCAAAGUUGUAACAGUAGUAGCAACAGUGAAGAUAGUAGAAGCAAUAAUUUUGGGAAGAAAACUGUUUCUUCAUUGAAAAGGAAAGUAUUUCCUUUUGGAAGAGAAGUAAUUUUGCAGAGACCAAGAUCAAGUUCUACUCAGAAGAGGAAGUUGGGAGAAGUAGAACAAGCAGCAUUUUUAUUGAUGGCUCUUUCUUGUGGCUCUUUUUGUAACAAGUACAAUAAUUAUGUUUCAAUCCGAAAUGACCAUAUGAAAACAUGAAAGAAAAAAUUGUAGUGGCUGUAAAAGUAGUGCCAUUUGUGAGUUGGUUAAGUGAGUGAGUUAGUGUAUGAGUUGAAUGAUCAAGAAGGAGCUUAAUCAAGUUGAGAGCUCUACAUUUUAAAUUUAAUUUAUAAUUUUAUAAUAUUUUAAUUACAA
Nicotiana tabacum (common tobacco) is the source of this 818-nucleotide messenger RNA. Its product is annotated as GATA transcription factor 15-like. Gene Ontology annotation, biological process: regulation of DNA-templated transcription. Gene Ontology annotation, molecular function: zinc ion binding; sequence-specific DNA binding. NCBI's taxonomy places the organism in Eukaryota, Viridiplantae, Streptophyta, Magnoliopsida, Solanales, Solanaceae. The record is from RefSeq and is a predicted model, not a curated record.